This is a messenger RNA of Closterium sp. Yama58-4, 1056 nucleotides long. The record is from the annotation of a GenBank genome assembly. NCBI's taxonomy places the organism in Eukaryota, Viridiplantae, Streptophyta, Zygnematophyceae, Desmidiales, Closteriaceae.
AUGGGUUCCAGUGCGGUCAACGCUGUUCGCGCCGCUCCAAGAGCAUCAUCAUGGCGCCCUCCGAUUUUCGCGCUUCUUUCUAGGACGCUUACCUGUGUGAAUCGCGAGGAGGCGCAUAGCGUGGAUGAAGUGCAGCGCUUCUACAUGCUGCUCCGCCCGCUGGACAGCGGUGAGCGCGGAGAUGGCGGGGGGAAGGCGGAAGAGGCGGAGGAGGCGGAGGGAAAGCUGCUGCCCACCACAUCGCACCGCUCACGACCGCAUUGGGGCUAUGUGGAUGCCGUGUCACCCCACGUGAAGGACAUUAGGGCAGCUCUUGAGGGAGACACUUAUGAGACCAAGACACGUGGCACACAGCAUGUGGCAGCAGCGCGGGCAGCAGCAGCGGGCAGGUACUUGAUAACACAGGGCGGGGCGGAGCAGGCAGCAGGGCGAGAGGGGGUGGAAGGAGGGGAGGGCGAGCAGGCAGGAGGCAAGGAGAAGGGGGCCAUUAGCAAGGGUAGCCAAGGCAAGAGUGCAGAGCAGGUGAAGGAGGAGCAGGCGGAGGAGCAGCAGAGGGAGCAGCAGAAGGAGAAGAAGAGGGAAGAGGAGAAGGAGCAGGAGAGUCCACAGGAGGCGUUCAACAUUGAGAGGGAAGCUUCAUACGUGCUGCAGGUGAAGAACCCCCUGGCACCCAGCAGGCCGCCCUACCUCGCGCGCCCCUCUGUGCGCCUGCAGGCCUUCCCCCCGCCACUGCAGCACCGCCUCAACGGGCUGCGCUUUGCCCCCGCGGACCCCCCUGCAUUUCUGGACCACCCCGGGUGCGAGGUGCUUCUCAUUGCCGCCUCGGAUGACUUGCAGAGGGAGUUUGGUGGAGAGGUGCAGCGGGAUUUGGCCGUGGGGGAGGGUGAGAGGGGAGUGGGCGGAGUGGAGGGUGGGGAAGAGGGGGAGUUGGGUGGGGAGGAGAGUGGGUAUGGGAGUGGGUGUGAGGGGGAUGAGUGGAUGGGGUUUGUGAGGGAGGGUCUUGGGUGGCGGAGUGAGGAGCUGGUGAAGCCCCUGGAGGCGGGCGAGUGGGCGUGA